UUUAGUUAAAAUGAGCUUAAGAGAUAUCACCAACUUCCAGAACCCUAACCAGAGAAAGGAUCAGUAUCUUGAAAAGGACAGCAAGAGAGAACAUGAUAAUUACAAAGUCAAAUUUACAGAAAAGUCGAAAUUUUCCAAAUACUCUCGUAGGAACAGAGGCAAAGGCCAGAAGCCAAUUGAGAAGAGACAAGGAGAAGACAAAUACGCGAAUGUGUCUAAGCCUCUCAAGAACAUCUACGAGAAUGCUAAAGGGAAGAUUGAGGAUGCUAAGAGAUGGGUUAUCAUGAAGAAGCCUUCUCAAAAGAAACCUCCAACUAAAAAGAAGCACAGAACUGUCAUAGAACUCAGAAACAUUUAUGCCCAAUCCCUGAAAUCCUGUGAUAGACGCAAGGUUCAUCAGAUGAAGUACUGAGGAGAAUAUUGAGAGGCUAUCGAGAAGCAAAAUCUCUUCAAAGAAAUGACUAGGUUCAAAGAUGCUUUUGGAGAUGGAUCUAAGAUAGUCAAGAAAAAUUUCAUCACUCAAGAAAAUAGAACAAAUCUAUUGGAUAAUCUAUUUGCCUUCUUUCGUGCUUGACGGAUCUCAGACCUCAAUACUCUGUUCCUCGCAGUUCAAAUUUUGGACAGAUUUAUGUACAAAAUAUUAGUCACAUCAAAAGAGUUAAAACUAGCUGCAUUUGUUAGCUUGGAGAUAGCAGAAAAGUUUGAAGAAAUUUAUCCAGCUACAUUAGCAGAUUAUUUAACAUCCCUUCAGAGCAAGAUAAGCAAAGCAGAUUUUAUUUCAGCUGAGGGGAGAAUUCUACACAAGCUGGAGUAUCAAGAGCUUUGCUGAUAUUGUCCCUCUUGAGAAAGAAACCUUAUCUUCCAAGUUGCUCAAAAUCAUGAAGAUUUUGAAGAGGGUUUGUGAAAGAAUCAUCUCUAAGCCAAACCGCUACAAGUACGCUCUCCAACUCAUGCCAGACAAGAGUGUAAGGAAUGUGUUAAUGUCUGAAUUUGAGAGGCAAAUUAAGCUUUAAUCUUCUCUAAUAAAUAUUAAC
Moneuplotes crassus is the source of this 1034-nucleotide messenger RNA. The record is from the annotation of a GenBank genome assembly. Lineage: Eukaryota; Ciliophora; Spirotrichea; Euplotida; Euplotidae.